Messenger RNA from Aspergillus tubingensis, 261 nucleotides. RefSeq names its product 40S ribosomal eS30 domain-containing protein. Gene Ontology annotation, biological process: translation. Gene Ontology annotation, molecular function: structural constituent of ribosome. The transcript is spliced from 4 exons. The record is from RefSeq and is a predicted model, not a curated record. Bases 1 to 261 code for a protein of 86 amino acids. Lineage: Eukaryota; Fungi; Ascomycota; Eurotiomycetes; Eurotiales; Aspergillaceae. Gene Ontology annotation, cellular component: cytosolic small ribosomal subunit; ribosome.
AUGGGUAAGGUUCACGGAUCGCUCGCUCGUGCCGGUAAGGUCAAGGCCGCCACCCCCAAGGUCGAGAAGCAGGAGAAGCCCAAGAGCCCCAAGGGCCGCGCUCGCAAGAGACUCAUCUACACUCGCCGUUUCGUCAACGUUACCCUGACCGGUGGCAAGCGCAAGCACGAAUCAGAGAGUCUGGAAGAGAGGUUCAGUACAGUACGGCUUACAUAUAUAUUUUUCUACUAUCUACAGAUGAACGCCAACCCCACCCAGUAA